GGUGGAUGCCUAGAGAUGGAAAUGACCUAGAGGCCUUACAGAUACAUUUGUGCUUUUGUCGCUCUAAUCUGCAUCCGCGGAGAGCAGCGAGAUCUGGAAGCACACUUGUUUCCGCGGUGAGUAAUAUCUACCUCAGCCAGCAUACAGGGGAGAAACCGGGAAGCUGCUGGAGACUUCAGACAGGCAGACGGAGCUAUCAGCUGGCCACUCGCUCACUGCCUGCAGAGUCCUGCUUCGUGAAGAGGAUUUGAGACGGACUGGAUCUGUCUGCCCUUCGCCUCCCAUAGCUCCUCCACCAGCAAGUGUAAAAGAAACUGCAUCCUCUGAUUCCAGCAUUUACUUCUUUUUUUUUUUUUUUAUUACUGUCAUUUUUCCUCUGUGCUGUUGACCAGUGUCUGAUUUUCCUUGGAUUCAUUUUUCAUCUUUUGUUUCAGCUUUUAAAAGGAUUUUCUACUUUUAUUAGUGCAGACUGGUAUAGGUUUAUAUAUGUACAUACAUAUGUGUAUAUGCUCUAUAUAUACUGUAUGAAGAAGGAUUUUUUCCCCCAUUCUGAAGGAAAGUUAAUGCACUUUAAAACUUGGCUGUAGUAUCACUUUAAGUAUAUUAAGGAGUGGUUUUGACUUUUCCUCCCCUGUUAUGAUACAUUUGUUUGAAGCUGGAAACAGACAAAUCUGGAGGUGUGUCUGUGCUGAUUUUUAAGCUGGGCCUAACGUAUCUGCAGCAGGGCUGCAUGUAAGCAUUUCACUCAGACUGCAAGUCUUUUUGAUCGCCCUCCGACCUCACCCAGUUCUGCGCUGCCCCUCUACAAGGCACACUGAGAUGAGCCUCUGGCAGGUGGAAUCCUUGAGCUGUCCUUUUAUGUAACUUGAACAGUUUCAGGACUGCGGACAGGAUUUGUCGUUUUUGUAAAGAGGACAAGAACAUUCUGCGGGAAAAAACAAACAAACAAAAAGCUUCCGGUGCUGUUGCACCACUUAUGUAUUGUUGUAGUGCGCAGGAAAGUAAAAUGGACUACAAGCGUCGCUUUUUGCUCGGCGGGUCCAAGCAGAAAGUGCAACAGCACCAGCAGUACCAGAUGCCUGAGCUGAGCCGGACCUUGAGCGCCUCACUGGCCUCCUCUUGCUCGGCCUCUUCGCCCAUGGGCACCGGGGUGGGCAUGCCAGGCAGCUGCCACCCUCCUCCUUCUGCCGCCACCACCGCAGUUGCAGACAUCCAGCAAGGAAUCUCCAAAUAUUUGGAUGCCCUCAACGUGUUCUGCCGGGCCAGCGCCUUCCUCACAGACCUGUUCAGCAGUGUGUUCAGGAACUCUCACUAUUCCAAAGCAGCUAUGCAACUGAAGGACGUGCAGGAACACGUCAUGGAGGCGGCCAGCAGGCUGACUGCAGCAAUAAAGCCCGAGAUCGCCAAGAUGUUGAUGGAGCUGAGCGCCGGGGCCGCCAACUUCAAAGACCAGAACGACUUCAGCCUGCAGGAUGUUGAGGUGCUGGGUCGGUGCUUCCUCACGGUGAUGCAGGUCCAUUUCCAGUUUCUUUCACAGGCUUUGCAGAAGGUCCAGCCCGUGGCUCAGUCCUGCUUAGCAGAGGCUCUUGCCCAGGCCCAGGAGCGUUGCACCAACGCCCGCUCCCAGAGCUCUGACCUCGGGCCCCUUACAGAGCUGGAGGAAGCCUCCCGUUCGUGGAAAGGUGCAGCUCAGGCCAUGGCGAGGUUGAGGGAGAGGGGCCGGGACGGCUGCCUGGCAGGCAUCCAGGUUCAGCAGCUCUUCUGCUCUAACAACACCACCAUCCCUGAGCACCAGCUGAAGGAGCUCAACAUGAAGAUUGACAAUGCUUUACAGGCCUAUAAAGCAGCACUAGAGAGCCUGGGUCAUAGUGAGUAUGCACUGAAGGCUGGCUUUCACCUUAACCCCAAAGCUGUGGAGGCGGCCUUACAGAGCUGCUGCAGUGAGGCGGAGGCCCAGCAGGCGGGCAGGAUGCAGACCACCUCCCAGCCCAUCCAGUGUGAGCUGCCCACCAUCCCUGUACAGAUCGGCUCACAUUUCCUCAAAGGAGUGUCCUUCAAUGAGUCAGCAGCUGAAAACCUCAAACUGAAGACGCACACGAUGCUGCAGCUCAUUAAGGAGGCGCUGGGCCAGAACGGAGUGACCCCCAGGGAUGACUCUCCUGUCACCGAGGUCCUCAACCAAGUCUGCCCAUCCAGUUGGAGGGGAGCCUGCAAAACAGCUGUCCAGCUACUGUUUGCCCAGGCUGGUCUGGUGGUUGUUGAUACAGCUCAGAUUGAGAAUAAGGAGGCCUAUGCUCCACAGAUCACUCUUGAGGGUUCCAAAGUGGUGGUCCAGGUUCCCUCUACAUGGUGUCUGAAGGAGGACCCAGCCACAAUGUCUUUGCUCCAGCGGAGCUUGGACCCAGAAAAGACACUUGGACUAGUGGACGUGCUCUACACAGCAGUGUUUGACAUCAACAGGUGGAAGGAGAGAAAAGAGCAGGCCUUGCCCACUAUUCAGAUCCAGCUGCAGCGGGAGAUCCCAGACUACAGCGGCCAGGCAGACCUGCCUCAAGGCCCCAGCUCCAAGACCUCCAGUGGAUUGCCCAAAACAAUAUCCAAGCUGACUUCCAAGUUCACCAAGAAGGUGUCAUCCAGCUCUAACAGUGGGGGCAGUUACUCCAUCCCGAGCACCCCAUCUCGCAGCAUGCUAACAACCAGUAGCUCUGAGGAUAAGGCCAAGAGCCUUGGCCACAGUGACGGGAGGCUACAGAGCAUCCUGCAGAUGAGCAACCUGUCCUGCACCCCUGACUCUACCCAGCUAAGCCAGCUGGCCAACGGCUUAGUGUCCGAGGACCAGGGGAUGAACCUGCCGACUGACCAAGAGAUGCAGGAUGUCAUCGACUUUCUCUCAGGAUUCAACAUGGGAAAAUCUCAGCAAGCAUCGCCCCUGGUCAAGAGGAGGAACUCUGUCGCGUCUGCAAAUCCCGCUGAGCUGAAGCCCCAGAGCGGACCUCCGCCAACUUCCCAAUCCAUCCCUCACAGCACCCUACAGCCCCAAGCUCAACCCCUGCCCCAACCCCAGCCUCAGCCCCAGCCUCCACCAUCGGUGCAGAAGCAGCAGCCUCCGCCACAACCGCAGCCACCGCCUCCUCCACAACAACAGCAACAACAACCCCAGCAGCAGCAACAGCCCCCUCCUCCACCUCAACAGCCCUCCCCACAGGCCCUGCAGUACUACCAGCACCUCCUGCAGCCCAUCAGUCAGCAGCAGCCACCUCCUCCUCAGCUUCCUCCGCAGCAGACCCCACCCCAGGUCCUGCCACAGCAAAGAGUGGCAAGCAAGUGGCUUGGCACUUCUGGGCAGCAGCCUCAACCGCAGGGGCCCCCAGCAGGGCUGUCACCCCUGGGUCCAAUCGGGCAGUGGGGCUCUCCUGGACUGCCAGAUCUGAGCUCAGAUCUGUACAGCCUGGGUCUGGUUAGCACCUACAUGGACAGCGUCAUGUCAGAGAUGCUGGGCCAGAAGCCACAGGGGCCCCGCAACAACACUUGGCCCAACAGGGACCAAAGUGAAGGAGUGUUUGGAGUUCUGGGAGACACGCUGCCCUUUGACCCAGCAGUUGGCUCUGACCCGGAGUUUGCACGUUACGUUGCCGGCGUCAGUCAGGCCAUGCAACAGAAACGGCAGGUGCAGCACAUCCGUCGCCCUAGCAACCCGCGCAGCAACUGGCCAAUGCCUGAAGAGCAGCACAGGACCUGGUCCCACCCAGAGUACUACAGUGAAGGGGAGGCCGUAAACAGCAGCUGGUCAGCCAAUCAGGGGGACUCGGCCAGCUCCAGCGAUGAGACAUCUUCAGCCAAUGGUGACAGUCUGUUCUCCAUGUUUUCUGGGCCGGACCUCGUAGCGGCCGUGAAACAAAGGAGAAAACACAGCUGUGGUGAGCCAGAGGUGUGCACCCUGCCUUCACCACCACUACAUCACAUCGGUGAUGAUAGUCAGGACAGCAAAACUAAAACCUGGCCUCCCAAAGCGCCAUGGCAGCACUCCACCCACACAAACACCAUGCCCAAUCCCAGCUCUUCCUUGUACCAGAUGAACAUCCCUCCUUCCUCCCAGUGGAGCGACUCCAUGCAGAUGCUGCAGUCUCCCGUGUGGUCCACUGCCAGCGACUGCUCCCCCUCCACCGGCAUCUCCUCUGGUUUUCCCUUCACCCAGCAGCAGCAACAGCAACAACAGCAGCAGCAACAACAACAACAACAACAGCAACAGCAGCAGCAGCAGCAACAACAACAACAACAGCAGCAGCAGCAACACAAACCCAUGACAAAGGGCUUUAAAUCCUUCCCCCUCAAACACGAGCACAGGCCCUCAUACCUUCACCAGUACUGAUCACAGUCUAACGUGGACCGAGUCCGCAGUGAAGUGCCACUGAGGGCCUGUAGCUCUGUUAGAUGAGCCACUGAGUGGGCCGAGCUGCAGCCAUUACAGUCCACACCCACUGAAUUGGAAGAUUUCAAAGCCUCAGAGGCAAAAAUCAAGUACACACACUGGCUCAACAUUUUUGUAUCUAUAUUUUUCCAUGUCAAACAUCCCCAUUUGAAAAGGAGACGUAUUUUGAAGUUUUUUGAACUGCCAUGUUUUAACUGGUGCAUGCGUCAUGCUGGCAGCAGUUAGUCUAGUGGUCGUUUCUCUGUCUGUCGAGCUGACGUCUCCUCAGACAAGAGCUGGAGACGUGCACGGCCGUCACCCACUUGCUUCUGCAGCUAAACGUGUGUCUGUGUGUGAGUGCGUGCGUGUAUGUGUGUGUGCGUGCGUGCAUGUGUGUGUGUGUGUGUGCGUGCGUGUGUUUGCGCGUGUGUUUAAAAGACGGGAUUACAAGGGCCGGGGGGCAGGGGCUUGAAAUGCUCUCAUUUUGCCCGUAAUAAAUAUACUGUGUCUACAUAGUUGUAACUGCCAAAUCUCACGCAAGAUGACUCAGAAUACAGCUACCAUCUACUGUUUCAUAGCUUGUAAAAUACUGAAGUUGAAAUAUAAAUAUUUAGUUCUUUUUAUUAAGAGGCUUUGAGCAGGCUCAGCAUAAAUAUAGUAAGUCACUGCAGAGGUGUAAUUUGAGAGAAAUACACUACUUUUUCAACAACUGACCAGAGUUAAGAAUUAUAGCAGUAACUAUGUGCCAUGUUGGUAUUGAUAGCACUUGCAAAAUAUUAUUCCCAACCAAAGCGUUGUUCAGAAGAUGAAUGGUGCUGAAGACAUAAGAGGCGGUCUGAGAUAAUUGGUAAAGAGUGAAGUUCCACACCCUAUUGGAUGAGAGCAUUAGGGAACAUCUUCACACCCACAAUUCAUUUCCUCCUCUCUAAUUGGCAGUUGUUUGCUCCAGAUUGACACUAACUCCCUAACUUUUCUUCUGUUUAAUAAUACAAUAUUUUUCUUGUACAAUUAUUGACAGUAUUAAUCUUAUUUUUGUAUUUUCUUACAUGUUAUACCAUUACUGUAUGUUAGUAUUCUUGUAGGCAUAUUACAUAAAACAUUAUUUUCCACCUCCCAAUAUGUGAAAAAGCACAUUUUUUUCCUACAGAGUUGAACUACACCAUCUAUCUAUAAAGGUUACCAAAUAUGCCAUGCUAAACACUAAAACAUUGUGUGAUGAGGGUGUUUUCGAGCCCUUGUUUCUGCGGUUUCUAUGGCAAUGGGCUGUAUUUAAAAGCCCAGAAUGUUAUCUUUUUGUGAUGUUUGCGGAUGCCAAUGUUGCCUGUAUUUAUGAAAUGACACCAUGUUUUCAGAAAACUAACAUACUUAACAUGUUUACAGAGAAUUGUUUGCUGUAUAUACAUAUAAAUAUAUAUCUUUUUAUAGUUAAUGUGCUUUGCACAAUCAAGAUAUAGGGUUUGUUGCUUUUUGUCUGUGUUAUCUCCCUAACUGUUGCAGCCUUUUUUAAAGACAUCAUUACAGACCUUGGACUGUAACUGUUAGCUUCUCAGCUGUGUCAAAUGGUUUACUAGUGGCUUCUACAAAAUAAAAAAAAUAAUAGUAAAAAACAUGUUGCCCUGAUAGAAGAUAUGAAGGGGGACUGCUUGGCUUAUGUUGCUUAUUGUUCUCUUGAGCUGGCAACUGAAUCUUUCCAAGUGUACCAGCAAUGCAAAAAAUGAAUAAAAAUGACUAGCAAUUCGAAA
Messenger RNA from Centropristis striata (black sea bass), 6150 nucleotides. Its product is annotated as granule associated Rac and RHOG effector protein 1-like. NCBI's taxonomy places the organism in Eukaryota, Metazoa, Chordata, Actinopteri, Perciformes, Serranidae. Gene Ontology annotation, molecular function: CCR4-NOT complex binding. The transcript has 14 exons. The record is from RefSeq and is a predicted model, not a curated record. Bases 977 to 4369 code for a protein of 1130 amino acids. Gene Ontology annotation, biological process: Rac protein signal transduction.